AUGCCGUUUUUGCGACGGCUAACCAAGAUGUACUCAGGGCCGACUGUAUUGGCUCGCCAUGCAACCAGCAAUGAGCCGUACGGUCCCUCACCGCAAGACUUGCAUGAACUUGCUGCGGUCUCGCGCAAGCCUAAAUUGAUGGAAGAAGUAGAGGAUGUUCUGAUUAGUCGCCUUCAGGGAAGUCCAAAGAACUGGCGACAGAAAUCAAAGGCUCUGACCGUCGUUCAGUACCUCUUGCUCCAUGGCCAUGACGAUUGCCUCAUCUGGCUUCAAAAAUACACAAAGCUGAUCGAAACUCUAACUGUGUUUCAGUACUCAGACUCCAAAAAUGUAGAUCAAGGCAAAUCGGUUCGUGAAAAGGCAACCGCUAUCCUCAAACUACUCAAUGACCCGGACCUCAUCGCAUAUGAAAGAGCACUGUAUCUCAAGAACCGCCAAGAGGUACGCACGUCGACUGGCAGAGCGACAAUGUCUCGGCAUACUCUUGAGUUGAAUCGCGGACUUGAAGAUUUCGAUGAACAGGAGGAAGAACAGGUCCAGCCCUCCUUCGACCGCAGUCGCUACAGUCUCAAUUUAGGCCUUCAGUCAAUCGCUGAAGAGGGCUGA
This is a messenger RNA of Wickerhamiella sorbophila, 606 nucleotides long. Its product is annotated as Epsin-1. Gene Ontology annotation, molecular function: clathrin binding; phospholipid binding. The coding region runs from base 1 to 606 and encodes 201 amino acids. Gene Ontology annotation, cellular component: plasma membrane; endosome; clathrin vesicle coat. The transcript has a single exon. Gene Ontology annotation, biological process: endocytosis; actin filament organization. NCBI's taxonomy places the organism in Eukaryota, Fungi, Ascomycota, Dipodascomycetes, Dipodascales, Trichomonascaceae. The record is from RefSeq and is a predicted model, not a curated record.